UUAUAGUAAUCUUUUUUAGAGCAAACCGGCGUGCAGCAACUCAACUGCCAAAUGUUGAUGAAUUGAUAUAUUCUUACUACUUUAAUUAUUCAUUAGAUUCAUAAUACUAUUUAUAUUCAUUCAUUAAGGGAACUAUAAAUCUUUAAAGACGACUAUUCAUUAUUCGGUUAUCUUAAAAUAUAAGAUAUUUUAUCAUUCAAUAAAUGUGUAGUUUUGUAUAAGUUACAAUUCCAUCAAUAGCAUCGUGAUACGAAAUUUUCAAAAUGAAGACUAAAUCUUCUGUAAAAACCAGCUCAGAACAACGGUUUGUUUUCAAAUCAAGAAAAGCCGAACGUAAAGCCAUGCGUCAAAUGAAAAAACAGAAGAAAGGACACUUGCAACAAAUUAUAACUAAUGAAGUUAAUGUACAAAAGGUAAAUGCCAAAAAAAAAUUACCAAAAACUCCAAACACUGACUGGCGAGUAUUGGAUAGAAAUAAAGAAAAAGUUGAAGAAAUUAAAUUACAAAAACAAUUUGAGAAAACUCGUCGUGAGCAAAUGAAACAUGCUAAUGAAGAUGAAGAUAAAGAAAUCAAAAGAUUGGCCAAACAUUUAAAAUUAGACAAGAGGAAAACGGUUGGAAAAUCUUUUAUUGAUGAUGGACUUGAUUACUUGUUGGAUGUGUGUGAUCCCGAGACACGUAAGAACUGUUCAUCUUUAAAAGAAAGUUUGAUGGAUAUUGAUUCAAAUUUUGAUGAUGAUUAUAAUACUGUUAAUGAUUUAAAAAAGAAAAAAGAAAAGAAACAGCCAGAAAUUAAAUCCAAAAAAAAAGUUACAUUUGAAUUUCCUGAUAACUUAUCUGAUGAAAAUACGUUUAAUUAUGAACAUGAUGAUGAAAAUGUAUCUGAUGAAGACAUUUUGGACGAUGAGCUUGAAGAUGAAAGUAUAUCUGGUGAUGAAACUCUUGAUGAAGAAUGUGAUGAUGAAAGUAUAUCCAACGAAGAAGAUUUUGGUAGUGAUAAAAGUGAUACAUUUGAUUACGACCAUGAAGAAGAAUUUGAUUAUAAUGACAAUAAAGAAGAAACAUUUUCUGACAGUGAACCUGAUGAUGAAGAUUCAUUAGAUAAUAACGAUGAUACAAAACCUAUAAGUAUGAAAGAAGAUAUUUAUGGUAGAAUAAGGAAACCUGAUGGCACUAUAGUGGAACAAUCAAUAGCUUAUGUACCUCCACAUUUAAGGAAAAAACAAAGUGAAGAAUCUGAACAACUUAAACGUCUCAGGCAGCAAGUUAAAGGGCUGUUAAAUAGAUUAGCAGAAACUAAUAUGCAUAGCAUUAGUAGACAAAUUGAAGACCUUUAUCAAGUUAACAGUCGAAAUAAUAUGAACGAAACAAUAUAUAAAUGUAUAGCUGAUGCUAUAAUAAAUUCAGAAUGUGUAUCACCGUACAGAAUUAUUGUAGAAAGUAGCACAUUAAUAACAGUUCUACAUACAAAUGUUGGAAGUGAGAUAGGUGCAUUCUUUUUACAAAAUUUGGCAACCAGAUUAAAUACUCUUAUUGAGAGUAAUAAUAUAAAAGUUGAAGAUAAAGAAUUGGAUAAUAUUGUACUAUUGUUGUGUUGUCUAUAUGCUUUUAAAGUAUUCCAUGGUGGUUUUAUUUUUGAAAUUUUAAACAAACUUCUUAUUAAGUUUGAAGAAAAGCAUAUUGAUCUUAUUCUAAGUAUUUUAAAAACUAUAGGAUUUAACCUUAGAAAAGAUAGUCCUACAUUAAUCAAACAAUUAUUAUUAGACAUACAAAAAAAAAGUUCAGAUACUUGUGAAUCAACGACAAGCUCUAGAGUUAAAUUUAUGUUGGAAAUUCUGUCAGCAAUUAAAAAUAAUAACGUGAAUAAAAUACCUACUAGUUCAGAGCAAUGUUACUCAACAUACAUUGAGCAUAUACAAAAAGUUAUACGUACUUAUUACAAAUAUAAUAAAACUCCAGCAGAAUUAACUAUAUCCUAUGAAGAUUUACUUAAUGCUGAUAAUAAAGGUCGUUGGUGGAUUGUUGGUUCAGCGUGGAAAGGUGAUGAACAAAAAAAUACAAAUAACCCUCAGAAAAAAGAUAUGUAUGAUAAAAAACUACUAGAUAUGGCAAAAAAAUAUCGCAUGAAUACUGAUACAAGAAAAAACAUUUUUUGUAUUUUAUUCACUGCUGAGGACUAUUUAGAUGCAUUUAACAAACUUGUUCGACUAGGUCUAAAAGGUCUUCAACAAGAAGAAAUUGUCAGUGUCUUAAUUCAUUGUUUAUUAGUUUAUAAAAUGUAUAAUCCAUUUUUUGCUUAUGUUGCACAACAAUUAUGUCAAUCCAACAGAAAAUAUCAAGCAUUUUUCAAAAAAUCAAUAAAUGUGCGUUUAGAAGAAAUUGACAAUUUGAAAAAAAAUCAAAUUCCUAUUUUGGCAUCAUUUUUAGCACAAAUGUUACGCAAUCAUUCACUACCAAUCACAAUUUUAAAAAAUGUUGACUGGGGAAGCCUGAACAAAUUGACGGUGAGUUUUGUUCGACAGACUUUAAUCAAGGUGUUACAAGAUAUUGAUGAAGAAGAAACAACCAAUAUAUUUUUAAAAGCAUCAAAAAAUCCUACUUUGCAGUUUUUCCGCGAAGGACUUACAUUAUUUUUAAGUCAUUUCCUUAUUAAAAAUGCUUCAAAAGACAUUAGUGAUAGUAAAUUAGAAUUGCUAACAAAUAGAGUAAAAGUUGCACAAGCCGCAUUAAAUCGCUGUUAGUGUGUGC
Messenger RNA from Rhopalosiphum padi (bird cherry-oat aphid), 2748 nucleotides. RefSeq names its product nucleolar MIF4G domain-containing protein 1 homolog. Gene Ontology annotation, biological process: ribosomal small subunit biogenesis. Gene Ontology annotation, cellular component: nucleolus. Lineage: Eukaryota; Metazoa; Arthropoda; Insecta; Hemiptera; Aphididae. The record is from RefSeq and is a predicted model, not a curated record. Gene Ontology annotation, molecular function: protein binding; RNA binding.